This is a messenger RNA of Gigantopelta aegis, 7359 nucleotides long. RefSeq lists its product as uncharacterized. Gene Ontology annotation, molecular function: protein binding. Lineage: Eukaryota; Metazoa; Mollusca; Gastropoda; Neomphalida; Peltospiridae. The transcript has a single exon. The coding region runs from base 657 to 3578 and encodes 973 amino acids. The record is from RefSeq and is a predicted model, not a curated record.
UGUUGCCUUUGGCAUAACAAAAAUUGGGGCUCAAAGGAAAGCUAGUUUCUAAUACUUUCUAUCAAGUAACUUAGUUUAUGAUAAGUUUACUAUUUCUUACAUAUGCAACGGGAAAGGCAUGGUGGCAAACCUACCAGGUUGGGCACCAUUGUAUUUUUACUGGCAGUUGUCAUCAAUGUCUGAUUUUGAGGGCACAAUAGCAAGCAACAACAGGCAAGCACACCACUUGCUCCCAUUACCGUGGUAAGUAUACUGAUAUACAAACAGGGCUGCACUUAGCCUAAAACAAUUGAAGGGGGAGGGGGCUAAAAAAAAAAAAUCAAAGUAUUCUUUAACUGAACAAAGAAUAGAUUUUCAAACAAAAAGGGUAUGCAGAACUGGACUCAGUCACCACCAUCCACCAGGUAAGUAUGAGCUUGCUUUAGUCCACCAAGAUAAUUCACGACUGUAUGGUCAUUUAGUCUAGAUUUGUCUUGAUGAACUAGGGAAUAGGUUGUAUCAUCAUCUGAAGUAUCACACCUCAGUAUAUACCUGGGUACAUAUUAAAGAUGUAGCGAUUAAUAAGUAGCUCGACAUCAUAAUAUUUCUGUCAAUGAUAUGAAUCUAGAUAUGUGCAUCAUUAUAAAAUAUGUAUUUGUAUUUUUUUUAGAGAAGAGAUGGCAUCUUCGAACUUCAAUGCUUUGAAAGAGAGACUAACAUUAUUUCCACAUUCAUUUCUCCUAGAUGAAAUGAAGACACUGAAGAAGAAGAAAAAACUAAAUAUUUUGAAUCGACUACUCUCUGAAUACCAAACAAAAAACAUUUCUCUGAUAGAAAUAAACCGAAAUGAUAAUUUUAUAAGCUUUUUGUUAUGUUUGACUGAAGAUGAUGACUCGAAAGCAGACGAAAGAAACAGUGAAGUUCUCAAACGGGACAAUACCAAUAUAGUAGCACGUGCAAACCACGUGCAAUUUCUCAUACGCAAAGGUGAGAGAUUCGAAGCGGAAGAAGUUCUCAAGCAGUUAGAACAUUCAAAGGAGAAUGAUUCAAAUUACGACCGAUCAUAUGCUGAAGCACAAGCAGAAAUAGCUUACUGUUUAUCUAGAAUUUCGCCAUCAUUUUAUUUUAAAGCUGUUGAGAUUUUUCAAUUUGUCAAUGAUAAAUAUCCUGAGGAAUAUUUGUGGAAAUUUGGUGAAGCACUGACGCUCAGACGCUGUGUUUCACCAAACUGCUACACGGUGGAUUCGAAACAUGAUGUCGCAGCAAACAUCGUUAGGUGCAGCAAACUCCUUCUCGAGAUUACAAAGUGUAAAGACAAUCACCUUUGUGCUAGAGCUUGGGUCGAACUUGGUGAACUUAACAAUUAUCUUGCAAAUGCUGUCACACCUAUUGAUAAAGAUCGUCUUAAACAAGUGAGAAAAGAGGUGGAAGUUUUAGACUGGAAAGAGUGUUUUGUGCAUGCACAUAAAUUAUGUGCUGAAGACAAUUUUGUUCUUGAAAGAUGUGGCAAAUAUUUUAGAUACUGUAAAUAUUUUGAAUUAUCUCGCAAGCUGCUAGAAAAGGCAAUUGCUAUUCACCCAACAGGAUUUUCUCAUCACCAUUUAGCAUUAACACUUAAGAAAAUAGCUGAGAAUGGAGUUCCGAGAGAACAAGGUGACAUAUUUCAAAGAACACUAGGGUAUAGGCAUGGGCGAGGGUGUGGGCGUGGGCGUGGGCGUGGGCGUGGGCGUGGGCGAGGGCGAGGGUAUGACUAUGAGCGUGGACGAGGAAGACAACGUGGGAAUGGUAAUUGCUGUCAUGGCAACAAUAUUCAAACUACAAGUAAUAGGCAUGGACAGUUUAGAUCAUAUGAAGAAAAUGCCUUCAUUGCUACUUCUACACCUAUUAGAAGCAAUGCAAACCAGCUUCAACAUACACCUAGCACACAUGAAUUUAGAGGUCACCCAAAGAAGUUGUUUGGCCUUGAAGAGGACACUGAACAUGUAUAUGUUGAACCACCAGAUAGUAUUGCACAUUUCGAAGGACAAGACAGGUAUCACAGAAACGCAGUUGAACACAGCAGACGUGACACAUGGCCUCAUUAUGGAUCAUAUGGUGAUGGGUAUAAACACGUACGUCAUUAUGCAUCUCAAAGUGGCCAUCGUAAUAGCCAACAGGAGCUGCCACAAGCUGCAUUUGAAGCCAAUAGUGGGAAUGUUGUUCCAUGCAUGCAGACUGCAGCAUUGUCAAGUUCUGAAACUGGUUUGGAGUCUAUGUUCAGAAACGUGUCACUUUCUGAUACAUUUCUGAGUCAGGAACACCAUGACAACAGUUAUUCCAAAACCAGAUCUAACCGUAAUACUAGUAAGCGUCUUCACAGCUAUUUAAGAAGUCCACAACCAGGAGUGAAUCUUUCCAAAGAUGAUCCACUCAUACAGGACGCAAUCUCCCAUCUAAAUAAGUCAGUACAAAUCACAAACGAAUGCAACAUGAAAGCAUUUCUGGAUCUGGGCUAUAUUUAUGUACAACAAGAUGAUAAUGAAAAUGCUGAGAUAAACUUCAAAAAGGUAAUCCAGAACUGUAAGGAAAACGGAUCUCCAUUAGACAUGGUUACAGCGUGUGAACAACUUGGUCUUUGCUAUUGGAGGAUGAUUAAAAAUUCUUCUGGGGAAAAGGACAUGUUAAACAGGAAAGUAGAAUAUUAUCUGACAUUGGCCAUACGCACUGCAGCUGAUAUAGUUGCUGAAAUACCUUGUUUGCAGAUGACAGGUUAUGAAAAUCGGUAUGCAUUCCAAACCAUCACCAAGCUGUUGAAAAACCAGUACAGCAAAUCCAAAAACAAAACUAAACUAAAAGAGGUGGCACGUCUCUUUGAACUGCUUGGUAAAUAUAAAGAGAGUCUAGAUUUUUAUAAAGAAAUUCUUAAAGAAGAUGCUCAUGAAGCCGACAAGAUUGAAUUCUGGAAAAGGGUAAUUGAUAAUUAUCUACGAUGUGGCGACUUCACCAACGCAGUAACAAUACUAAGUCUUCUACGCUGCACCAGCCUGGCUAAUGAUAUCCCUUCUGAUCUAGUGUUUCAGGUUUACCUUACAACUGCACAUUACCACUUUGAGGACAUUUGCCUAGAUGAUGCAUACUGCUACUUACAAAGUGCUUUUAACUACAAGUUCGAUUCUAGAGGCAAGGGAGAGGAUGGUGGUUUUGACAUAAUGCUACUUUAUGAUGAAGAAGAUAAGCAUGUGCCUGCAGUUGCAAGUAAAAUCAAAAGGGUCCUGGAAGGACACACUGGAUUGGGCAUCACCAUAAAUGUGGACGAUGCUUUUGGUGCACAGCUGGAAAUAAGUGCCUAUGAGGACAUGAUGCAGGCAGUCAGAGUAAUUGUAGUGAUUUUAGGUCCUCAGCCCACUAGUCGGGCAAUGAUGCAGAGGAUCGGCAUGGCAAAUGCAGUGCAUUCAAGCCAAAAGAAUAUGACAAUCCUCUGUGUCACAACAGAACAGAAUUAUCCUGUUCAUGCACUAGCUUCUUUCAAAAAUAUGCCAGCUCCAGUUGGUCAAGAGUCAGAAUGGGUCUUGCACUUCUUCUGCCUCAUUUGUGAUUUAGAUUUCAGAAAAAUCAAGUGACCAGUUAACAGCAUUAAUAACAGUAACUGUAAAGGUCAAAGGUUAGAGCAACCAGAACGCCGCAUAUAGAUCAGCUCUCGGUAAAGUGGCAAAUUUCUUCAGUAUAUAAAAUAAAUUGGAGAAAAAUUAUAUAUCUACAGAUUCGUCAUAAUCUCGAGAAUCCGGUGAGGCCGAUAUAAUUUUGUACUUUUUGACAUUUAAUGACUUUUGAAGGAUGUUUUGAUUGUGAUUUGUACAAAACAGAAAGUAUGUGUUAAUUAUUAUGUAACUACCACAAGCCCACUAUUCCCAGUCAUUAUAUUGUGGCAAAAGAUGUUGAAGUGAAUACAAGCUCACUACAUGAUCCAAGCUUGCCUUUAUCAACUGUGUGAUGUGACUACUACAGUUACUGACAUGAGUAUGACUAAUGAUAAAAAGCAGAUGCUCAGUAGCAACUCUAACUCUGAUUCGUCACCAUAUUCGAUGUUAGGAAAACAUACAGCAUAUAAGUUUAAACCUGGCAAGAAAAAGGUAAGAAGUACUGAUGUUGAGAACACUUCACAGCUAAAUUUGACAGUCUUCAGCAUCAAACCCGGAUGAAAUGAGCAUCAUGGGAAUGAUUGCUAAAGAAUUGAAAGAGAUAGGCCUAAAUGCAAAACAAACAGAACUACAUAAAGAACUGGAACAAAUGAUAACAGAAGAGGACUUGAAAAUAAAUUUGGAACUUGUAAAAGAAUUAAAAAAAAAAAAGUUUGAUGCACAAUUAGAAAAACUUGAGUUGAGAAUUGGACACAUCGAAAUAGAAAACGAAACACUAAAAAAAGAAAACGCUCGACUAAAAAAGAAAAAUAUGGACAUAAAAGAGGAAGCCAAAAGCGCAAAUGUGGCCGCCAACAUAGCCCUAAUAAGAACAAACAACCUUGAGCAACACACUCGCAAAGACAGCAUCCAGAUAUUUGGGGUCUGUGAUGAAAAUAAAAACGAAAUGAUCGAAGAAACUACAGAAAAAACAGUGCAGGUGUUAAACAAAAUUGGAAUGACAGUAACAAAAGAGGAUGUCAGCAUUGCACACAGACUGGGACCAUUCAACAUAAACAGACGCUGGCCAAUUAUUGCUAAGUUUGUUAAAAGAACCCACAAAACUGAAGCUAUUUUAAAUCGUAGAAAGCUCAAAGGCACCGGAAUUGGUCUAAGUGAAGACUUAAUGAAACAAAAUUACACUAAGCUAUAUAAAGUAAAAUCAUGCGACAAUAUGGAAUCAGACGGGACAAAAGAUGGUGUGAUCUAUGCGAAACUAAAAUCUCAAGAUCAUACAAAACGAAUUAUUAACAUGAGUGAUUGUGUGUCUCGGUAUUGGCCUAUGCGCAAGUAACAUAAAAUAUCUUCAACGAGACAGAGACGGAGAUGGAUGGCGGGAGUCUUCUUUCCGCCACUGAAAUAUUAUUACUUUACAUCUAAAUAAGUUUUUAUUUGCUUAUGUUUGUGUUUAUACAUAUACAUUAGCUUAAACUUGUAAAUAUAUAUUCCUGUACAUACAUGUAUAUACAUAAUGUGAUCUAGGGAGUAAGGACAAUUGCUCACCGGACAAUUGCUCAUCGGACAAUUGCUCACCAAUAAAGUGAGAAAUAGGACAAUUGCUAACCACAAUAGCUGAUUUGUUUAUCAAAUUUUUUUAUAUUUUAGGUUAUGGUAUGUGUGUAAAUGGUUGGGUGGGAGUGGGAAUCUCUGAUAUUAUCAGUGGGUAUGGUAACCUCAGUUUAUUAAACACCUUUAAAUAAAAUAACAAAAUUAAUUCUAAAUCAGCUAUAUUUUAAACAAGUUCAGCACAUCAGUUCAGCAUAGAAAUGUCAGUACAAGAGUUCUUGAACAGCACAUUAUAGUUCAGCACAAAUGAAUAUUGUGGGAGAUAUUCCGAAGGAAAUCUCCCAGUCCCCUGUUUCCAUCAGCAAAAUCCCAACACAAAUUCUGCAGUCUGCUUUGCAUCUGCUGAGUGGACCUCUUCACCCUCUUCCUAGGUGGUUCACCUCGCUGAUGUUGGAAGAUGAGGGUGGAAACCAGUGCCUGGUCUUUGUGGAAACCAGUGCCUUCUAAAAAUUCUGUUAUUUUUUAUUAAUAAAAUAAUAAAUAAAAUUUUAUUAAAAAAAAAACCCUAAAGGUGAGCAAUUGUCCUAUUUCUCACUUUAUUGGUGAGCAAUUGUCUGGUGAGGUACUGUCCAGUGAGGUAUUGUCCAGUGAGCAAUUGCCCUACAUUCGUGAUCUAGGCAUACAAUACGCCCUAGGGCUCUUUUUUUAUUUAUUUAUUUAUAUUUUGACUUUUUCUUAGUUACAGUAUUUCCACUUUAUUUGUUACUGUUAUUAUAUAUAUCUUUGCUAUUAUAUAUAUAUAAUUAUGUAAAUAUUAAUAAUCUGAAAGCCUGCGAUGAAGUACUGAAGAUGAUAGGUAACUUAGACUUAAUAGAUAUCUGGAGAGACCAUAACCCUGAAUUGCAAAAUUUUACAUGCAGGAGAAACACCCCAUUAAAACAAGCCCGAUUAGAUUUGUUCUUGAUAUCGGACUCUCUAAACUCUGAUGUGACAUAUUCAAAAAUAUACUGUGGGUAUAGAACCGACCAUUCCAUGAUUAGUCUUAUUUUCGAAUUCAGUGAAAAGGAACACCGUAAUAACUAUUGGAAAUUUAAUAACUCAUUAUUACAAAAUAAAACGUAUAUAGCAACAAUUAAAAAGAUUAUCUCGGAUGUUAAAUCACAAUAUGCAGCUUUAGUGUAUAACAUGGAUGCUAUGGAAAUUAUUUCAUUGGAGGAAAUUGAUUUUCAAAUUAACGAUUAACUAUUUUUAGAAGUUUUACUUAUGGAAAUUAGAGGAAAGACCAUUUUGUAUUCAUCAUAUUUAAAAAAAGAAUAUAAUAAACAAGAAGAGCAGUUAAUCAAAGAAAUAGAGAAUUUAGAAAAUAGUAAUUGUCAAGACUUUGAUACUAUAAAUUCUAAAAAGAAAGAGUUAGAACUAUUGCGUCAAAAGAAAAUGGAAGGUGUUUAUAUCGGAUCAAGAGCUAAAUGGAUAACUGAUGGCGAAAGAAUCACUAGCUACUUUUGUAAUUUAGAAAAUAGAAAUUUUAUUAGUAAAUCAUGUCGAGAUUACGAACGGUCUUCUCCGAGGAUUGUAUUUGAGUACAAAUAUUGACUAUGGCUACGUUUAUGCGAUUCGGAUGUGUUUUAUAGUGUUUAUGCAUCACCAUUCGGUCACUUACUUGAUAUUGUCUUUAUGAUGUCUUUGAUUCUGUAAAAAUAAUCCGAUAUCAUUGUUUUUACCAAUGUCAAGUUUCUCUUUUUGAAGAGUAUACUUUGAAAGUUGGUGCAUCUUGCAUCAGUAAUACAUCACAUCCUCCUCACCUCAUCAGGUGAGCAGGAUCUAGAUUGACACUUGAUACAGAUCUCCCACAUUCAAAGCAUCUUCUGAAUUUCUGACAAUGUUUCAGAACUAUUCGAUCAAAAUUCUAGAGAAGAUAGACUUUUAAAUUUUCAAUUAAAAUUUUAAAAGCAUUUAACAAUGAUUAAAAAAUUCAAACUUCCCAAAGUAUCUCUAUUAGUUUGUGUAUACUAAGUUUCAGAACUGAAGAUUGACUUCAAUUGUCAUUGUUAAAUUUGCAUUUAAAAUGUUUAAAUUUAUUUUUAAAAAUCACUAAUUCAAUAUUUCAACAAAAACAAAUCUCCAUUAGUUUGUGGACAGUUCCCCAGAGGAUCAUUUAUCACAUUUCAGAACAAUCCAAUCAAUUGUGCUUGUUUGGAAAUAAAAACUAUUUGCCAUA